Messenger RNA from Penicillium waksmanii, 1836 nucleotides. Its product is annotated as methylenetetrahydrofolate reductase (NAD(P)H) MET13. The transcript has a single exon. Gene Ontology annotation, cellular component: cytosol. Gene Ontology annotation, molecular function: methylenetetrahydrofolate reductase [NAD(P)H] activity; FAD binding. Lineage: Eukaryota; Fungi; Ascomycota; Eurotiomycetes; Eurotiales; Aspergillaceae. The record is from RefSeq and is a predicted model, not a curated record. Gene Ontology annotation, biological process: tetrahydrofolate interconversion. The coding region runs from base 1 to 1836 and encodes 611 amino acids.
AUGCAUAUUCGUGAGAAGCUUGCGCAGAAAGAGGCUGCGGGGGAGCCGGGGAUCUCCUUCGAGUUCUUUCCCCUUAAGACUGCACAGGGUGUGCAGAACCUUUACGACCGAAUGGACCGAAUGGCCAAUCUGGGUCCUGGAUUUAUCGAUAUUACAUGGGGUGCUGGUGGUCGUCUCUCGGAGCUGACCUGUGAAAUGGUGGGCGUUGCUCAGUCUGUCUACGGACUGGAGACCUGCAUGCAUCUCACUUGUACCGAUAUGGGCCAGGAGAAGGUUGACCAAGCUCUCGCUGCCGCAUACAAGGCCGGCUGCACCAACAUCCUGGCACUCCGUGGUGACCCUCCUCGUGACAAGGAAACCUGGGAGGCUGCCGAUGGUAAUUUUCGAUAUGCAAAGGAUCUCGUUAGCUACAUUCGGCAAAAGUACGGUAACCACUUCGAUAUCGGUGUCGGUGGCUAUCCCGAGGGGGCUGAUGACAAUGACGACGUGGAUCAAUUGAUCGAUCACUUGAAGGAAAAGGUGGACGCCGGAAGUUCCUUCAUCAUUACCCAGAUGUUUUAUGAUGCCGAGAACUUUAUCGAGUGGGUGAAGAAGUGCCGCGCCAAGGGUAUCACCAUUCCCAUCAUUCCCGGCAUCAUGCCUAUCCAAACAUACGCUGCCUUCAUUCGUCGCUCCAGUUGGACCAAGACUCGCGUGCCGCCGCAGUGGAUGGAGGCACUUGAGCCUGUCAAAAAUGACGAUGCUGCUGUCCGAGACAUCGGAAAACACCUCAUCGCCGAGAUGUGCCGGAAGCUCAUGGCCUCGGGUCUCAACCAUCUGCACUUUUACACCAUGAACCUCGCCCAGGCAACGAGAUUGGUUCUUGAGGAACUAGGUCUCGCACCGUCUGACGAUUCUCCCAUUCAGCGCCCACUGCCAUGGCGACCUUCUCUUGCCCUGGGCCGCAGAGGCGAAGACGUCCGACCUGUCUUCUGGCGUAACCGUAACUCCUCAUAUGUCGCUCGCACCCAGACAUGGGACGAGUAUCCCAACGGCCGCUGGACCGAUUCUCGCUCUCCUGCAUUCGGUGAGCUCGAUGCUUACGGCGUUGGACUCAAGGGCACAAACGAGCAGAACAUCAAGUUGUGGGGCGAGCCCAAGUCGAUCAAGGAUCUCUCCGACAUCUUCAUUCGCUUCCUGGAGGGCAAAUUGGAACGAUUGCCCUGGAGUGAUAGCCCUAUCACAGCAGAGGCAAGCGAUAUCCAUGAUCUUCUGCUGAACGUCAACCGUCGCGGUUUCUUGACCAUCAACUCGCAACCCUCAGUGAAUGGCGUCAAAUCAUCUCACCCCGUGUACGGAUGGGGACCUAAGAAUGGAUUUGUCUACCAGAAGGCCUACUUGGAACUCAUGGUGCCAUCGGAUUUGAUCGACCAGCUGAUCGCAAAGAUCGAGAACAAUGAUGAUCUCACAUACCACGCAACUCGGAAGAACGGCGAUUUGAGAACCAACACCAAUGAUAGCCCCAACGCCUUGACCUGGGGUAUCUUCGCUGGCCGAGAAAUCAUUCAGCCGACCAUCGUGGAGACAAUCAGUUUCCUCGCCUGGAAGGACGAGGCGUAUGCUCUGGGUGAUGACUGGGCGAAGUGUCACGAGGCUGCAAGCCCCAGUCGCAAGUUGAUCCAACAGGUCAUGAACGACUGGUGGCUCGUCAACAUUGUGGACAACGACUUCCACCGAACCAACGCCGUCUUCGAUCUCUUCAACGAUCUCGAGAUCAAGGACUUCGCCACCGAGAUACCAGGCAAGCCCGAAACCAACGGCACUGCCGAGCAGAACGGCACAGCCGCCAAAAACUAA